UGUGUGGUUUGGUAGUAGUGAUCUGGUCUGUGUGGAAGUACAUCUGUUCCACUCUGACCUCUGACCUCAAACUGGGGAAACUCAACAGCUUUGACUGCCUUGGCCCGGUGCUGUGUGUGCCGUCCCCUCAUGCAGACAAGGAUCCACAAUGCGAUGUCUGGCCAGUUGUUGAGUUCUGCAGCCUAUCCAUGCUGUUGGAGUGGGUGGAGAUCAUUGAACCACGCACACGGGAGCGCAUGUAUGCCAACCUGCUGACGGGCGAGUGCGUCUGGGACCCCCCGCAGGGAGUGUGCAUCAAGCGGACUGGUGAAAACCAGUGGUGGGAACUGUUUGACCCCAACACCUCCCGCUUCUACUACUACAAUGCCUCCACCCAGAGAACGGUCUGGCACAGGCCUCAAGGCUGUGACAUAAUCCCGCUGGCCAAGCUUCAGACCUUGAAGCAGCACACAGACACCGCCGCCCCGCGCUCCGCCGCUGCUGGGGAAGGGAGAGGGUCCGUGGACAACAGCCCGGGGCGUAACAGCGCGGUGAGCCGAGAAGGAAGCACGUCCUCCUCCCUUGACCAGGAGCUGGGUGAGAAGCCGGGCUGCAAAGAAGAGGCUGAGCGGACCUCCUCAUUCCGCUGGAACACGGGAACAAAGGAGCGGAUGCUCAUCAAGGUGACCGACAGAGAGCCAAGCUUUUUGGCUCAUCAGGGAAAUGGCUACUCGCCCUGUGAAUCCCCGACCCCUGGAGGGGGCGGUACCCUGAGAAAUCGCCAUUCGUCAGGAGGAAACCCCCCCUCAGAACCCAACGGCUCCCCGGCUCUCUACUCUGACCGUCGCCAGUCUCCCUAUCUGAAGCGGGCAGAGCUGGGUGGCGGUGGAACCCAGCGCCGUCCGUCCUCCGAGUCCCAGCCCCCGUCACCCCGCUACGCCUAUGAGCCCCCGCUGUAUGAGGAGCCUCCAUCAGACUAUAAGCCCCCCCCGAUCUACGAAGAGCCUCCUACUGAUAUGAACCUAUCAGACUCGUCUUCCCUCUACGGUCCAAACAAGUCGCCGUCCAGGAAGUCCCCGGGCCCCUUCUAUCAUUCCCCCAAGCAGAGCCAGUCGUCCUAUGGACAGCUGGUUCUGACCCGGCAGAAAUGUCCAGAAAAAACCCAGAGUCUGGAGUACAGUCCUGUAGGGAAGGAGUACGUCAAGCAGCUGGUGUAUGUGGAGCAGUCCUCCUCCAGUCCGCGCUUCAAGACCACCGACCGCCUGCAGCGUUACGGCAGCAACGGAGGCUUCGGGGGUCCAUAUGGGGGGUCCUAUACCCUACAGCAUAGUCAGUCUCUCAUUAGAGAUCCCCGCCAAGUCCUGGACUACCGCGGCGAUGGGGGGGAGGGAGGCCAGAGGUUUGUGUAUGAAGACUCGUUGUCAUGGACCUCCUCUUCCUCUACAGCCGGGUCGGCCGCUUUCUCUCCCACUGGAAACCGCAAACGUAAGAGCCGCAAACCAUCCCUCCCGCAGGAGUUGGGGCGCUGCGGGAAGGAGGAGCUGCCGGGGACAGGCUCAGAGGUGAUGCUGGCCCAGGCCCGGCUGGCCUGGGAGGCCCAGCAGAUGAUGAGGCAGAGGAGCAGCUGGGACUCGGGUCAGGGAGGAGGGGUCACCCAAGGCGGCGGCUCCAAAGACGGAUAUGAAAGCGAUGGAGCGGUGCCGCUGCCCCUGCCCGGGCCGGUGGUCAGAGCAUUCAGUGAGGACGAGGCCCUGGCCCAGAGCGACUGCCACCACUGGAAACGGAGCACCUUUGACCGUCUGGGCUUCCCUCAGGCCCUGCUGGAGAAGAGCCUCUCUGUUCAGACCAACCUGGCCUCCCCGGAGCCGUACCUGCACCCCUCACAGUCGGAGGACCUCGGAGCCUGUGCCCAGUUUGAAGCCAGUCGAAAUGCGAGGAACAUGAUGCCAAGUGCCAGCUGCGGCAUUUUCACAGAGUUCAGCCUGAGAAAGCCGUCAUCAGAGACUGACAUCGAGAACUGGGCAUCCAAGCACUUCAAUAAACACACACAGGGUUUGUUCAGGAGGAAAGUUUCCAUCGCCAACAUGCUGGCCUGGAGCAGCGAGCCCAUCAAGAAGCCAAUGAUUGUGACCACAGACCGCGCCGUGAAGAAGGAGGCUGUGGACAUCUUCAAACUCAUUCAGACCUUUAUGGGAGACCGUCGCUCCAAAGCGGACCCCCUGGCUCUGGCUCUGGAGGUGGUGGUCCGGGGGUGGAGUAACCAAGGUCUGCGUGAUGAGCUCUACAUCCAGCUGUGCCGUCAAACUACAGAGAACUUCAGAUACGAUAGCCUAGAGCGUGGGUGGGAGCUAAUGGCCAUCUGCCUAGCCUUCUUCCCCCCAACUCCCCGUUUCCAUGCCUACCUGGAGGGAUACAUCUACAGACACAUGGACCCGCUUAAUGACACCAAGGGAGUCGCCAUCAGCUGCUACGCUAAAUAUUGCUACAGGAAACUGAUGAAAGCUGCACUGACUGGAGCCAAGAAGGGCCUACAGAAGCCCUCCCUGGAGGAGAUCCAGCACGCCAGAAAUGCCAUUUUUAGUCCCUCUAUGUUCGGCUCUUCGUUAGAGGAGGUGAUGGCGCUACAGAAGGAGCGAUAUCCAGACCGCCAGCUGCCCUGGGUCCAGACCCGGCUCUCUGAGGAGGUUCUGGGUCUAAACGGAGACCAAACCGAAGGCAUUUUCAGGGUACCAGGAGACAUCGAUGAGGUCAACGCCCUGAAGCUGCAGGUGGAUCAGUGGAAAAUCCCCACAGGACUGGAGGACCCACACAUCCCAGCUUCUCUGCUGAAGCUCUGGUACCGCGAGCUGGAAGAGCCGCUGAUCCCCCAUGAGUUCUACGAGGAGUGCAUCAGUAGCUAUGACAACCCGGAGGCCGCCGUCAACGUAGUGCUGGGACUGCCGCACAUCAACAAGCUGGUACUCUGCUACCUCAUCCGCUUCCUGCAGGUGUUUGCCCAACCUGCCAACGUCUCCAUUACCAAGAUGGACGUCAACAACCUGGCCAUGGUCAUGGCCCCCAACUGCCUGCGCUGCCAGUCAGACGAUCCCAGGUUGAUCUUUGAGAACACCCGCAAGGAGAUGUCCUUCAUCCGGGUGCUCAUCCAACGGCUGGACACCAGCUUCAUGGACGGGAUCUUAUAGCCCCCCCCCCCAGGCCUUUAACCUGCUCCAUCACCCCCCCCACACACACAGCGCAGGACUCCAUCAUUAACUGUUGCUGCCGAGGAUUCGUGUUUACUUUGUGAGGACAGAAACAGCCUUAGUUCUAACGUGGCUGCUUUGUUUGUGUUUCUGUUGGUGCGGCUGUGAUGUCACCUACAGAAACUCUAACCUUAGACUGGAGAUGUGGGAACAUGGCGGUGCUGGGUGUGCCUUUACAUCCCAUGUAGCCACAUUCAGCUGCAGGAACCUCCUCCAUGGUUCAGAGGGGCGGGCGGCCAAACCAGUCCAUCCCACUGAGGAGCAGCAGGGCGCCACCUGCUGCUCCUCAGUGGGAUGGAUCAACCAGUGAAGCAGGAAGUGAACAUGGCCUCAUGCCUGUCCUGGACACGGACCACAGCGUGGAGGCGGUUCUAAAGGAGGUUCGGUUGGACGUCUGGGCUCUGGAUGCUCCUGUUGGGGGCAGCUUCAGGUGUUUGAGUUAAAUCCCUUUAAACGGGUUGAAAUGAUCCAUGAUCUCAUCCUCGUAACGUUUCUAGAGCUUUCUGAACCAGAACCUCAUUCUAUCUCAGCAGCUUCUAGUUUGGUCCUGAUUCUUUCAUCUCCAUGGCCUGCAGGCCGCUGUUCUGUCAGACCAGCAUAACCAUAGUCACUACGCAUCCCCAACACGUCAGACCAGCAUAACCAUAGUCUAUAGUCUAAUAUACUAUAAGUAUAUUUAGUAUGAAAAAUAGACUUUAAACUACCUCAACAGGCGUGUAUCCCUUUAGUCAUGUACAAAAAACUAUUUACUUACUUACUUUUGGUGUUUUUUGAAGUGUAUGACCUUCCCGUAUCUGACCUGAAAUAGUUUUUUAGUGCCUGACUAAAGCGAAGCGAUAUGCGCCCGCUGACGUAGUUUAAAAUGUAUUUAGUGUACUAAACUAAAGGGAUCAAUUAAAGGGAUGAACAGGGAAUGCUGACUAGCAUCCACGUAUGUAAAUCUGACGUCAUGCGUAUCGACUAUGGGUAUGCUGGUCUGAUGGGGGGGUGCUCAUCUGACCCGGCCUGCGGGGGCUGGGUUCUUCCCGGCGACUCGUUGCUGAUGCCUAUGCCUCCACGGUCGGCUUCAGGUUCUGUGGAGGAAACCUCUGAACAAACGGUGCUGUCCAUUGACUAGAACCCGUGCGCCCAGAACCGCAGACAAGCAACGAUGACAACACUGCCACCAACCCCC
This is a messenger RNA of Cyprinodon tularosa, 4395 nucleotides long. RefSeq names its product Rho GTPase activating protein 39 (gene arhgap39). Gene Ontology annotation, molecular function: GTPase activator activity; protein binding. Gene Ontology annotation, biological process: signal transduction. The record is from RefSeq and is a predicted model, not a curated record. The annotation marks the transcript as partial. Gene Ontology annotation, cellular component: cytoplasm; cytoskeleton. NCBI's taxonomy places the organism in Eukaryota, Metazoa, Chordata, Actinopteri, Cyprinodontiformes, Cyprinodontidae. The transcript has 11 exons.